This is a messenger RNA of Ilex paraguariensis (yerba mate), 705 nucleotides long. NCBI's taxonomy places the organism in Eukaryota, Viridiplantae, Streptophyta, Magnoliopsida, Aquifoliales, Aquifoliaceae. The record is from the annotation of a GenBank genome assembly.
AUGGGUGAAUCACCAACCACACCAGGGGCCGGGGUAACAACCAAGUGUCUGAUGGAUAACCUGAUGGGUCUUCUCAGAAUCCGCAUCAAGAGAGGUGUUAACCUCGCCGUUCGAGACGUCCGAAGCAGUGAUCCUUAUGUAGUUGUCAAGAUGGGUAAACAGGAAAGCCAUGAUGUGGCUAGCUUCAGGCUUUUAAGGGGAAUUUCAUUAAUGCUUGACAGUGUUAAGAGGCUGAAGACUCGUGUAAUUAGGAAGGAUGUCAAUCCCGAAUGGAACGAAGAUUUAACUCUGUCCAUUCAAAACCCUAAUCUUCCAAUCAAGCUGAAGGAUGCUGGUUAUGGUGGUGCUUUGAUCACCAUAUUUAACAAAAAGGAUGCUGGUUAUGGUGGUGCUUUGAUCACCAUAUUUAACAAAACUGUGUACGACCAUGACACAUUCACCAAGGAUGACAAAAUGGGAGAUGCAGAGUUUGACAUUAAAGCAUUUCUAGAGGCGUUGAGGAUGAAGUUAGAUGGCCUCCCAAGUGGCACUGUAAUUACACGAGUACAACCUAGCAGGACAAACUACCUGGCAGAAGAGAGCACUGUGAUCUGGAAAGAUGGCAGAGUCAUGCAAGAUAUGUGCCUCAGGUUGAGAAAUGUGGAAUGUGGCGAAGUGGAACUCGGAUUACAUUGGAUUGACCUUCCUGGCGCCAAGGGCUUCUAG